AUGGGCCGAAAGAACCGCAACCCCGCUCCAAACCCUACUCCUCCCCGGGCCGCCGCCGCCGGCGGCAUUGCCGCCGUGCGCGCCGACUGCGACAAGGCCCUCGCGUACCUCCAGCGCGGAAACCCGUCCAAGGCGCUGCGGCUGCUGAGGGACGCCGUCGCGCGCCACGGCGUCGACGGCGAGGGGUCGCCGCUCCUCCUCCGCGCGCAGGGCACCGUGCACUCCCGCGCUGCCGCCCCCCUCAACGACCCCGCCGCCCGCGCGCGCCACCACCGGGCCGCGCUCCAGGCCGCCCGCCGCGCCGUCGAGCUCGCGCCGGACUCCCUCGAGCUCGCCCACUUCCACGCCCUGCUCCUCUACGAGGCCGCCUCCGGUAACCGCGACUACGAGGACGUCAUCGCCGAGUGCGAGCGCGGUCUCCGCAUCGAGGUGCCCUCCGACCCGGCACCCCACUGCCUCAGGCUGCCCGCCCCUGGACCUGACCAGCUCCGAGACGACCUCCGCAACCUCAUCCAGAAGGCCAAUCUCGCCUCCAUAUCCACCUGGGUCAAGGCCCUCGGCGGCACUGAUGACAAGCUUGGGUUUUUCCGCCUGGCUGACGAACCCUUGGAGCUUCAGCCCCUACCUGCAGCGCACCGCCCCAUGGGGAUCAAGAAGGCCACCAAGACCCCUGAGGAGCGCCGCAAGGAGAUCGAGGUGCAGGUCGCUGCGAUGAGGCUGGUGGAGCAGCACCAGCUGCCGCACAAUCCUGCUGUCGCUGCCUCCUCCUCACCACCGCUGUCAGAGGAAGAUGAGGCCCCCUGCUCAUCAUGUCAGUCUGGUCUGAAACUGCGGCGUUCUUGA
This is a messenger RNA of Triticum turgidum subsp. durum (durum wheat), 843 nucleotides long. NCBI's taxonomy places the organism in Eukaryota, Viridiplantae, Streptophyta, Magnoliopsida, Poales, Poaceae. The record is from the annotation of a GenBank genome assembly.